Closterium sp. Naga37s-1 is the source of this 972-nucleotide messenger RNA. NCBI's taxonomy places the organism in Eukaryota, Viridiplantae, Streptophyta, Zygnematophyceae, Desmidiales, Closteriaceae. The record is from the annotation of a GenBank genome assembly.
AUGUCGCCUCAAGCCCCGGACAGCCUCGUGAAGCUCUCCCGCAGCAGCAGCGCCACGCUCUGCGGGCGCAGCCAGCACGGGUGCCAGCAGCACUGCGAGCUGGUCCGCCGCGUCCAAACAAGUCUCACGCGGACGGUCACGGAAUGUCUCAUGAGGGAUCACGGGGAGGGACGAGUGAGCAACCACCUGUAUCAGCUGCAACGCGUGAAGACUCUCCGCAAGGCGGUGGAGCUGGCCGAGCGUCGCCUCGGGAACACGUGUCUGCGGAGGCUGGAGUGCCUCAGCCAGGAACAGACGCGGCUCAUCGGCAGCAACGUGAUGAGAAUACUGAGCCGCCGCCGCGCCACCACCCGCGGCCACAAAUUCCACACCCGCAACAGGCGGAACCGGCGGCAGAUGAAAACGCGAUCCACGAGCAGUUGCCGAGGCAGCUGCUGCUGUGAGCAGGCCAGUGAGACUGCUGCUGGUAGCGCCGUGGAGAGUCGCGCCGGCGACGAGACGACUUGCACUCCUGGUGAGCCGCGGGGGAAUGGGGGCGAGACAGGCGGCGGUCAGGUGACGGGGGGCGUGAGGGCUGACCUGCCGGGGCCAUCGGCGUCACAGCAGGCGCGGACUGACCCGCCGCUGAGGGCGCAACCGACGGAGCCGGGCCGCCAGUGGUGGCGGACGCCGCCUUCGGUGACGAAGCAGAAGCCGGAGCAGGCACGCCGGGGACAGAAGCGGGCGGUGCAACGGGGGCGCCAGGGACCGGAACAGGGGGAUCAACACCAUCCCCAGCAGGAGCAGAUGCCGACGGCCCAACAAGGAGAGCCAGGGGACCAGGAGCUGCAGCCGGAGCGGACGGAACAGCAACAGGGGCAGACGGGCCAGCCUCUGGCUCGGCAAGGAGAUCCGCAGGCGGCAACGCGCUCUGGCGACGGCGCAGGUGCACCGGCAAUCACCAUCUCAGGAGCAGGGAAGCCGCAGGGCUAG